Molecule: messenger RNA, 7284 nt
Organism: Cutaneotrichosporon cavernicola
Lineage: Eukaryota; Fungi; Basidiomycota; Tremellomycetes; Trichosporonales; Trichosporonaceae
Exons: 6
Coding region: 1-7284 (2427 amino acids)
Biological process (GO): fungal-type cell wall (1->3)-alpha-glucan biosynthetic process
Cellular component (GO): fungal-type cell wall
Molecular function (GO): alpha-1,3-glucan synthase activity
Source: RefSeq, a predicted model, not a curated record
AUGAGCAGAGGGUCUAGCACCUGGUUCGCAGGGCCAUUGCGGCGAGCGACGCACCUCCUCGUGGGGAUUCUCGUAUCGGCCGUAUGCGUCACAGCGAUCCGAUAUAACGACACGCUUGACCCAUGGAACAUCAACAAGAAUCAAGACACAGACGACGUGUUGCAGUACACUACGCCAUUGCGAACGACUCCCUACUUCCCAUCGCCAAAGAACUGGCGUACUUUACCGACAUACACUCUCCUCUUGGACAAGUGGAUCGAUGGAGACCCGGACAACAACGACUUCUUCCGCCUUAUCUACGAGUAUGACUGGCGUGAGACUCAGCUUCGUGCUGGUGGCGAUGUCAUUGGCCUCAUGGAUGAGCGUGGUCUUGACUACCUCCAGAGUAUGGGUUACGAAGCCAUCUACAUUGCAGGCACCAACUAUAUCAACAUGCCAUGGCAGGCGGACGGUUACUCGGCCAUCGACUUCACAUUGCUGGACCCGCACUUUGGCAACCUGACAGACUGGAAGCUCUUUGUCGACCGUCUCCACGCCCGCGGGAUGUACAUCAUCUUUGACUUGACAGUCGGAACCAUGGGCGACUUGCUCGGCUUUGAAGGUCACUUGAACUCGUCCACGCCGUUCUCCGAGGACGAGUACCACGCGGUCUGGAAGCGCCCCAACUACGCGCCGUGGGGCCUCGACUACUACCCGGACUUCAACUAUACCAACGAGUACAACAAGUCCUGCGUCUACCCCACCUUCUUUGACUCGGCUGGCAACAUCAUCGACCCCGGCCUCACAGGGUGCAUGAACAGUGCAUUCGACCAGUACGGUGACGUCGAGGCGUUCGGUACCCACCCCGACUGGAAACGUCAGCUUGCCAAGUUUGCGUCGGUCCAGGACCGUUUGCGCGAAUGGAAUCCGUAUGUCCUCGAUAGACUCAAGCACUUCUCCUGUCUCUGUAUCCAGGCGCUCGACAUUGACGGUAUUCGUAUCGACAAGGCCACGCAGGUCACGGUCGACGCGCUGGCGGAUUGGGGUUACUACACACGUCAGUGUGCCAAGCAGCUGGGCAAGGACAACUUCUUCAUCCCAGGCGAAGUCACUGGUGGUGACACGUUCGGUUCCAUCUACUUUGGCCGCGGACGCACACCCGGUAUGCGGACGACGUACAUGGAGGCUCUCAACCUGACGAACAACGACGGUUCCAAGUUCCUCCGCGAGGAAGGACACGCUCCCCUGGACUCGGCUGCGUUUCACUUCUCGGUGUACCGUGCGUUAGCUCGCUAUCUGGGCAUGGACGGCGACCUCACCGUCGUCCCGGACGUUGACGUCAACUUUGUCAACGCGUGGAAUCAAAUGCUUGUCAACAAUGACUUCAUCAACCCACAGACUGGCAACUUUGACCCUCGGCACCAGUACGGCACCACCAACCAAGACGUGUUCCGCUGGCCGAUGAUGGCGAACGGCACUCAGCGUCAGCUGGCCGGCAUGUUCGUCACCCACCUCUUGAUGCCGGGUAUUCCCAUCACGUGGUUCGGCGAGGAGCAGGAGAUGUACAUCCUCGACUCCUCGGCAUCCAACUAUCUCUACGGCCGUCAGGCGAUGGUCGCUUCUCCUGCGUGGAAGCGUCACGGAUGCUACCGCCUAGGGGCAGAUCAGUACUACAACCUGCCCUACGACAAGGUCACCACAGGCUGCUAUGACCCGCAGGUCGCUCUCGACCACUUUGACCCGACGGCUCCGAUCCGCCGCGCGUCCCGCAACAUGAACUGGAUGCGUCGCACGUACCCUGCCAUCCAGGACGCGUUCAUGCUGUCUGCGUUCACCAGCUACACCCGCUUCGAUAGGUAUCCCAACUCGGAUCGGGAUACCGAGAUCGGUGUCUGGGCAGCGGAGCGUACUCCGUCCGAAAAGCAACGACAGGACGGCGGUCCCGGCGGUCCAUGGUCGGAAGAUGGGCAGAUCUCGCAGGUCGCGUACUACAUCUACACGAAUGAGAACGUGUCCACGUCCUAUAACUUUGACUGCUCCGACCCCCAGAAGUGGAUGAACACGUCGUUCACGUCCGGGACCACGAUCAAGAACCUUCUCUACCCCUACCAAGAGGUCACACUGGAGUCGACCGGUGUGUCGUUCUACCAAAACGGUCUGGCCCCAUACCGCGGUUGCAUCCCCAAGUUGGACCUCGAGCCGUACGACUUCCGUGUCUACGUCCCAAUUUCACGCUGGGUUUCCCCUCCGCCCGCCCUCAGCGGCUUCACCCCUGGCCAUGACGCUCGUGUCGAGUACGCUGGCGACAGUGUCGAAUUCGAGCUCCAGUACGACCAACCGAUGGAUUGCGUCAGCCUCCAGGCGGUCACCAACCUCACCUACGUCGGCGAGUCUGGCGCCAACCCCGUUCUCACCUGGCCAGCGGAUGCUUGCCUGAGUAUCAACGGCGAGGCUUACCCGUAUGUGUCCGUCACUCCGUCGGCAUGGCGCAUGAAGGGUGUCAUUACCGGCGCGGCCGAGGGCAUGUACCGCAUCUCGAUCGGCAACGCGUCUGCCCAAGCAGCUGGCAGCGGCAACGGCACGAUUGGCGGCGGUACUACAGGCUUUACGGAUCACUUGCACUUCCGCUACGGCAAGGCCGACAACACGUUUGUGUUCAUCGACAACGACUACGAUAACUCCAUCUUCUCGGCAUCGAAUGGCGGGUUCACCCUCAACCACAAGGCCUGGGGCGCGGACCGCUUCCGGUACUCUGCGAACUAUGGAAAGACCUGGACUGCUUGGGCGGAAAUGGAGGCCAGCACGAGCCUCAACGCGAGCAUGUUCGUUGAAGCGACUAUGUUCGAAACAAAGGAUGACGAGAAGCUCUGGGAAGGCGACCACAUCAUGGUUCAGUACUGGUCCAAGCUCGCUGGCUCGGCUGGGCACGUGGUUCACGCCGACGCAAACUGGAACGGCGGCCAGCGCCGUUACCCCCAGAUGCUGCUGCGUGGAGGGUUCAACAACUGGGGCUAUGACCUCGGCAUGCCCAAUAAGUUUGAGCACACUGCUGACAGCAUGUGGGAGAUGCCCAUCAUGAGCGCAUGGCCUGCACAGUACCAGCUCAACAUCUGGGCCUUUGACGACUACUUCUACGGCGACGCGGACGGAAACGGCGUCAUCGACCGCCUUCCCCCAAGUUCGCUCACGCCCAACUUCCUGAACGUUUCGUUCCCUCCCAGGCCUCAUCUCGCAUGGCAGCUCCAGGUCAACGACAAGACGGGUCGCUGGGGCGUUGUUCCCAUUGGUCACGAAGGGUCGUCGAUCAUCGCGUUCGUCCUCCUCAUGCUCCUUCCUCUCAUCACCGCGCUUGUCGCAGCGGGUGUCUUCCGCUAUUCGUUCUACGCGAUCAAGAUCAACAAGUGGGGUGUCAAGCCGACCAGCGGGGGCUCGAACUAUUUCCCCAUUGUCGGUGGAGCUAAUCACGGCGAGAAGAAGGAUGGCUCGCAUCUUGGGCUCACCGAGAAGGUCGUGCACCACGAGAAGGUCAAGCCUCUUGAGCGCAUGAUUGGCUGGCCAGAGGACACCAACAAGCGCCGCAAGGUUCUCAUCGCGACUCUCGAGUACGAGAUCACGGACUGGAAGCUCAAGGUCAAGAUCGGUGGUCUCGGUGUCAUGUCGUCUCUCAUGGGCAAGGCAAUGAACGACGUCGACAUGAUCUGGGUGGUACCCAAGGUCCAGGACCUCGAAUACCCACAGGGCGACUUUGCUGAGCCCAUCGAGGUGAUCAUCUUCGGCGAGCCGUACCUCAUCGAGGUGGAGACGCACUGCGUCGACAACAUCACUUUUGUGAUCCUCGACUCGCCCGUCUUCCGUGCCCAGACCAAGUCGGACCCGUACCCUCAGCGCAUGGACGACUUGUCUUCGGCCAUCUUCUACUCGACCUGGAACCAGGCUAUCGCCGAGACAAUUCGCCGCUUCGAGGACAUCGACAUCUACCACAUCAACGACUACCACGGAGCUCUGGCGCCUCUCUACCUCCUUCCUCAGAUCAUGCCUGUCUGCCUGUCGCUCCACAACGCCGAGUUCCAGGGCCUGUGGCCUCUGCGCACCAAGGACGAGAUGAAAGAGGUCUGCGCGGCGUUCAACAUCUCCAAGGAUGUCUGCUCCAAGUAUGUCCAGUUCGGCAACACGUUCAACCUCCUCCACGCUGGUGCGUCGUUCAUCUCGCAGCACCAGAAGUCGGUUGGUGUGGCUGGUGUGUCGGACAAGUACGGCAAGCGCUCAUGGGCUCGUUACCCGGCCCUCUGGACACUGCGUAACAUCGACUCGCUCCCCAACCCCGACCCCACGGACAUCGCCGCGCUCGACGAACAGCCUGUCGCAAUGGACAAGAUCCAAGUCGACAAGGACGCAGAGGCCCAGCGUCCGGAGCACAAGCGCCAAGCACAGGAGUGGGCCAAGCUCAAGCAGGACCCCAAGGCCGACCUCUUCGUCUUCGUCGGCCGUUGGUCCAAGCAGAAGGGUGUCGACCUGAUCGCCGACGUCAUGCCCUCGCUGCUGGAGAAACGUCAGAACAUCCAGCUCAUCUGUGUCGGCCCCGUUAUCGACCUCUAUGGCCGUUUCGCUGCCGAGAAGCUCGCCCGUCUCAUGGAAAUGUACCCGGAUCGCGUUUUCUCCAAGCCCGAGUUCACCCAGCUCCCACCCUUCCUCUUCUCGGGUGCCGACUUUGCCCUGAUCCCCUCGCGUGAUGAGCCGUUCGGCCUCGUUGCCGUCGAGUUCGGUCGUAAGGGUGCGCUCGGUGUUGGCGCGCGUCUCGGUGGUCUUGGUCUCAUGCCCGGCUGGUGGUUCCCCGUCGAGUCGCCAGCGGCCGAACACAUGCUGUCGCAGUUCACCAAGACGAUCAAACUUGCGCUCAAGUCCACUGAAGAGGAGCGUGCGAUUCUGCGCGCGCGUUCUGCGGUUCAGCGUUUCCCUGUCGUCGAGUGGCGCCAGCGCCUCGAGGACUUCCAGAAGCGUUCGAUCACCAUGUCCCGUUCCUUGGCUGGUGAGCACGCUUGGGGCUGGGAGUUCGCCGACCCGAACGGUCCUCCACGCUCGUCGAUGCUUCCAUCGCGCGACAGUAUGAUUUCGUUACAGCAGUCCAACCGCCCUGGCUCUCCCGACUCGCAGCUCUCAGUGGCAGCCGCGGACACUCGCCGGUUAUCGGAAAACAGCGAGCAGCUUCCUCCGGGAGCUGCCGCUUCUGACGACCGUGCGAGCUUGGGAGUCGACUAUCACCGCCGGUUCGACAAGCACCAGUCGUCAGACAAAUUCUACGACGAGGACCCGAGCGAACAUCGCGGGCGCCCCAAGUUCUUUACCGGCUACGACGACGAUACGGAGAGCCACAUCUCGUCCGAGCGCGACACAACUAUUGUGGCACCUCACGCCGCGAUGGCGGAUGGCGGUACUGGCCACGUUUACGACAACUUCCUUGCCGCUGCCAACAGGCAGUUUGCCAAGACGCAGGGCAACAAGAAUGUUCCCGACCCGUUCAUGGAGCGCCGCAUGAGCUCGCUGAGCAUCGACUCGUCCAACUUUGCGCCUCCUCGUCCGUUCUCUAUCCACUCGCGCGUUUCGUCCUUUGACUCGAUUGGCUCGUUGGCCGACGAGAAGCACUCGUCUUCGCUCAACAAGGCCAUGGACACGUUUACCGACGCCGACGGCGAGGUCGCUCAGGCCUUCGUCCAGAAGCUGCGCAGCCUCUCGUCCGGCAACUCGAAGGGCGACUUGUGUAUCGAAAAGUUCCUCAUGAAGAGCGAGAAGCAGUUCUUCAGCGACAUGAAGAAGGAGAAGCACUCGGCAAUGAGUAUCCGCUCGCGCGACUCGAUCAUGGCUGGCCGCACGCCAUCGACCCUAGACGGCUUCCGCGCCGACUCGCCUGUCCAGUACUCGAUGUCAGGUCACAGCCACCCCGAAGAUUUCCACGAGUCGAUGAUGUUCAACAACGACGACGACGAGAAACCCAUGACGCGCAUCCAGGUGUUCAUGGACAAGCAGAUUGGGGGAUGGCCUCUCUACGCCAUCGUCAUCUCCCUCGGCCAGCUCCUCUCCGCGACGUCGUUCCAACUGUCGCUCCUGGGCGGUGCCAACACGCAGACGGCCACCGACAUGUACAUCAUCUGUGCGAUCUUCGUCAUCGCCACGUUCCUCUGGUACACGCUAUUCCGCAUGCGCCCCUCGGUUUACGUUCUCACCAUUCCUUGGGCCAUCUUCGGUGUCGCGUUCUUCCUCAUCGGCUUCCCCUCGCUCCGCGGCCCCUUCACCGCUCCCCGCAAGUGGAUUGUCCGCGUCGCGACAUGGUGCUACGCUGUGGCAUCGGGCGCAGGUUUCCUCUUCUUCGGUCUAAACUUCGGUGAGGAGGCUGGCGCAGCCGCUGAGGUGUGGAUCAUGCGUGCGUGCGUCGUCCAGGGCCUGCAGCAGAUCUGGGUCUCGGCGCUGUGGUACUGGGGUUUCACGCUCAACGGCACAAACCCUCUUACGUUUGUCGUCCCACGCGCCAUCAUCUACGUGGUGUGGCCGCUGGCUGCCAUGUCGUUCUCGUUCGCCGUGUUGAUGUACUUCGGCCUGCCCGAGUACUACCACCAGAUCCCGCCGUACGUGCCCAACUUCUUCAAGACGCUCGUGCGCCGCAAGCUCGUCAUCUGGUUCAUGAUCUCGGAGGUCCUGCGCAACUACUGGCUCUCGACCGUCUAUGGCCGCAACUGGCAGUUCCUGUGGCGCGACGCCAACGUCCCGACGUGGUCUGUUGUGAUCAUGAUUGUCAUCUUCUUCAUCGGCAUCUGGGGUCUGGUCAUGGGCAUCAUCAUGAAGUUCGCCAAGGUCCACGCAUGGCUCCUUCCCGUCUUCGCUGUCGGCCUCGGCGCGCCGCGCUGGUGCCAGAUGUUCUGGGGCAUUUCGGGCCUUGGUUUGUAUGUGUCGUGGGGCGGCGCGGCCGGCCCCUACAUCGGCACCUGCCUGUGGCUGUGGCUCGGCGUCCUCGACGCAGUCCAGGGCGUUGGUCUCGGCAUGAUCCUCCUCCAGACGCUCUCACGUCUGCACGUGUGCGCGACCCUCGCCGCAGCACAGUUCAUCGGCUCGAUUGUCGUGAUGCUUGCCCGCGCGACCGCGCCUAACAAGGAGGGCCCGGGCAACGUGUUCCCGAACGCGGCGUACUACGACCCGGCGACGGGCGCCAACAACCCGGUCAAGCACUGGGAGUUCUGGGUGUGCCUGGUCUGCCAACUGAUCAUUCCGUUUGGCUACUUCUUCUUCUUCCGCAAGGAGCAGCUCACCAAGCCCUAG